Molecule: messenger RNA, 17305 nt
Organism: Cyprinodon variegatus (sheepshead minnow)
Lineage: Eukaryota; Metazoa; Chordata; Actinopteri; Cyprinodontiformes; Cyprinodontidae
Gene: kmt2d
Product: lysine (K)-specific methyltransferase 2D
Exons: 55
Coding region: 871-15633 (4920 amino acids)
Biological process (GO): positive regulation of transcription by RNA polymerase II
Cellular component (GO): nucleus; MLL3/4 complex
Molecular function (GO): histone H3K4 methyltransferase activity; transcription coactivator activity; histone binding
Source: RefSeq, a predicted model, not a curated record
AGUAGAAAAUCUAAUGACCUAAUAUCUAUUAUCCACCAUAUUUCAGUUGGCCCAGUUCUCCGAUAUGCUAAAUGAUCGACCAGGAUUUAUUUCUUAAUCAUCACCAUCAAGUCGCAACGGAGUUUCUGUUACGAUCUGUCGAAAACAUGAUUAUUUACGAGCGGUUUGUUUGGACGAAAUCAUUUUUGACGUAGUUGUUUAUAACCUAGCACAGCUAGCAUCGGCUAGCCGCCUCAGCGGAACAGCCGUUAGGAGACGCGACGCAGUUUCAGCGAGGGGAAGGGAGGAAAAAAAAAAGAUGCUAGUGACCCAAUACGCAAAGUUGUUCUGUAAAUUUAGUUGGAUAAAAGUCUGCACCAAAAAAAAACCUAAAGGAAAACCUUAGUUUUCUGGCGGGUCAUCAAAGUUCAGCCCAGCACUUUCCCCGGAUAUAGAAAAUUUAUGCAAAGUUUCUGCAACGUACGACCUCUCUUCGAGUGAGAUUCCAGAACAUAAGUGAAGCUUGCUAAUGUUAGCCCUCAACCAACGUCCACCAUCGCUGCGUGGAGUCAGAAAACAUUUGUCUGGAGUGGCCGAAGAGUACAAAAGUUGUCCGAAUUGACUGGCCGCUGGUUAGCUGGGUAACCACUCUAUUACCACUGUAGUUAAACAGCUAGCAAAGCCUGCCUGCUGACUGUAUUGCCUUCCACCGACUUGCACUUCCCCCACUCUCAGAGCAGCCGGGGCUAGCCGCAGCGUUAGUCCGGGUACAUAAAAUGAAGCGAGCAUCAGCAUUUCUGGAAGCUUUGAGACUCUUUAGAUCUCGCUGAUGCAUAAGAAGAGGACGUUCAUAUUCUAAGAUCUCUGAUAAGGUCAAGCCUCGUAUGUGGAAUGGAUGAGCAGAAAUCGAACUGCGAAGAGAAUGACUCUGAACCAACAGCUGAUGAUAGCGCCUCAGCACACCAGUCCAUCUCCCUCCAAGGGUCGCCUAGAGUCUCCCCUGCAGCUGCAGACAAAUCUGGUUCUAAUACAGCCUCUUCCAGUACACCUGUAGAAUGCAUUCGUGCCUGUGCCCUCUGUAAUUGUGUUGAUCGGAGCUUGCUUGGACAGCGGGAACUGCGACACUUCAGGUCGUCGUCGGAGCGACCUACUAAUAAGCCAUCAGCUUUCCCACUGCCACAGCCUGGAAAUGAUGAUCUGUCUUCCAUUGGUUUUUCUGACUCUUCUUGUCUGACAGCACUCUUUGAUGACUCAGGGGGCUGUUGGGUUCACCACUGGUGUGCGGUGUGGUCAGACGGGGUGAAGCAGACAGAAGACGAGGAGCUGGAGGAUGUGGAUAAAGCUGUUAUCUCAGGGACUCAACGGCUUUGUGAAUAUUGCAAAAGACUGGGUGCAAGCAUACAAUGCCAUGUAGAGGGCUGUUCGCGAUUUUACCACUUCCCGUGCUCUGCGGCCAGUGGAUCCUUCCAGUCCAUGAAGCAGUUGGUCCUCCUCUGUCCGGAGCAUAUAGACAAAGCUGAGGAGUUGGCUGGGGAGGAGGCUUGGUGUGCAGUGUGUGAUUCGGUUGGGGAGCUCACAGAACUACUUUUCUGUACGGGUUGUGGUCUCCAUUACCAUGCAUCCUGUCUGGAAAUUGGUGCCACGCCCAUUCAGCGGGCCGGAUGGCAAUGUCCAGAGUGUAAAGUGUGCCAGACUUGCAGACAACCAGGAGAAGACUCCAAAAUGUUGGUGUGUGAUGCCUGCGAUAAGGGAUAUCAUACCUUCUGUCUCCAACCAGCUAUGGAUUCUCUCCCUUCUGACCCUUGGAAAUGCAGAAGAUGCCGUGUGUGUAUGGAGUGUGGUGUCCGUGGGUUGAUGCUGCCAGGUUCGGCCCAGUGGUUCGAAAACUACAACAUGUGCGAAGAGUGCCAGCAACAUCGCAGCUCAGUGUGUUGUGUUUGCAGCAAAGCUGCUAACCCAUCUGUCGGGCUUCAGUGUUGUGGCAUCUGCCGCAGAUGGAUGCAUAGUGAGUGUGCUGCAUUGGGGGAGAUCUCAGAAGCCAAGGAUAUCUGCCUUCUUUGUAAGGAGGAUCAGCAGCAUCCUGCUGGUCAGCCCUGCUUGGAGGGAAUGCAGUUGACAGAGGAGAUGGCGAUCCAAGCAGAAACUAACACGGUUGCAGAAAAACCGACGGAGGCAUCAGACGGGACUCCUGGAGAGAUUGGUGCAUCUGAAAUGGAUACGGGGAAAGAUGGACAUCAGAAAGAGACUCCCAUGGGUUCAGAUGCAGAGUCUGCAGUAGUUCACUCUACAGCCGUUAAGGGGAGUGAAAUGAUGCCAGAGUCGCAGCUAGCAGCAGAAGGAUCCAUCUCCGAGGAGUCUACUGUGCGUCCCACAACACAAGGAGACUCUUUUCUUUCUGCUGGUGAAAGGAAAUCAGAAGAAGCAUUCGUUUUGAAGACACAAAGCCCCCCCUCCCAGGUCUUCACAGCAGAAACUCAGAAUAACAUGAACCCUGCAGCAGAUCCUACAGCUGAAAACAUGGAGUUGGGGAACGUAAAAGAAAUGCAAGAGUCUAUGCUCCCUGAAAACAAGGCGUUGCUAAACAGCGGCUGCGUUACGGAGUCCUUUGGAAAGGAAAAUCAGAAACCAGCAGAAAAACCUGAGCUGUCAUCUAUGGAUGAUAAACCAGAGAGAAGUGUAUUCCAAGAUCCCCAGUCUCCUUCCACCAUCUCCCUAUCAACAGACACACAAGAGACGCUUUCUGCCAUGGACAUAGAAACAAGGUUGCUUCCUCAGUCUGAGGAGGAAGAUGAAGAAGAGGAGGACGAGCAAAUGAAAGGACAUCAUCUGGACAUAAAGCAGGAGCUGCAAGGGACAAAGCCAGAGCUGCUGCUGGAUGAGAUGUCCAGCAGCAGUGGCUUCCUGGGCUCUCCUGGAGAACCAGAUCCUCAGCUGUCCAUGGAGCUCGGACUGGUUCCCGCUCGCCGCUCCCAUGGUGAUAACCUUACAGAGACUGAUGACUCGCUUCCUUUCGAAGCCCUUCGGAGCGACAGAGAGAAGGCGAAACGUAGAGGGUCCCCAGGCCGCUCUCGGGUCAAACAGGGGCGAAGCAGUAGCUUUCCUGGUAAGCGGAGACCUCGAGGUGGAGGCGGAGGAAGAGGGCGUGGUGGGAGGUCCCGUCUCAAAGCCAUGGCUUCCUGCAUCGAUGCUUUCUUGCUAAGCAUGACCUCAGACACUGGACUGAGUAAGGAGGACGACGAAGAGGAAGACGACACCAUGCAGAACACCGUAGUCCUCUUCUCCAACACGGACAAAUUUGUCCUGCUCCAGGACAUGUGUGUCGUUUGUGGCAGUUUUGGAAAAGGAAUGGAGGGACAGUUGCUAGCUUGCGCUCAGUGUGCGCAGUGUUACCACCCUUUCUGCGUAAACAGCAAAAUCACCAAGACAAAGCUCCGAAAGGGCUGGCGGUGUUUGGAGUGCAUCGUGUGUGAGGUGUGUGGAAAAGCCUCGGACCCGUCGCGCCUGCUGCUCUGUGACGACUGCGACGUCAGCUAUCAUACCUACUGCUUGGACCCUCCGCUGCACACUGUGCCGAAGGGAGGUUGGAAGUGCAAAUGGUGUGUUUGCUGUGUCCAGUGUGGUUCCAGCUCUCCAGGUUUCCACUGCGAGUGGCAGAACAACUACACACACUGCGGGCCUUGUGCCAGCCUCGUCACCUGUCCGGUAUGCAGAGAAAACUUCAUGGAAGAGGAGCUUCUGCUGCAGUGUCAAUACUGCGACCGAUGGGUCCAUGCUGUUUGUGAGAGCCUUUACACAGAGGAUGAGGUGGAGCAAGCUUCUGACGAGGGCUUUGCAUGCACAUCCUGCACGCCAUAUGUUCCAAAACCUGUGGUAGAGUCGACUAUUAUGGCUUCUUUAAAGAUGAAAGAGCCAGAACCUCAGUUCUACCGACUGGAGGGAGUGUGGCUGACGGAGUGCGGUAUGUCCCUGCUCCGGAGCAUCUCCAUGUCUCCUUUGCACAAGAGGCGGCAGCGUCGCUCUCGUCUUGGCACCCUGUGCUGCGAUGGAGGGCCAGAUGGGAUGGAUAUGAGGGAGGUUGAAGGAGAUGGUUGCGGGGAGCCAAUGGAUUGUGACUCAAAAAUGGAGCCUCCUGGUAGUCCUGACAGAGAAGGUGGAGACAGGGAUGCUGGUGCUGAAGGCAUGGGGGACUGUGAGGGUCUCAAAGGCGGAGCAGACGAGACAGAGGACAGUAAGAAGAGGAAGCGGAAGCCCUACAGACCAGGGAUUGGGGGCUUCAUGGUGCGGCAAAGGAAAUGUCACACACGUUUAAAGAAGGAGUUCUUUGCCCAGCUGGCUGGAGAGACGACAUUAGAUGGACAGCCUAUCGAGCGAACUAUUGAAGAAGGACCUCACCCGGACACCGACAACAUCAUGGAUCCCAGACCAGCGGAAGGGGAAGAACAGGCCAAGAAACGGCGGAGCAGAAAAAAGAGCAAAUUGGAGGACAUGUUUCCAGCUUAUCUCCAGGAGGCCUUCUUUGGGAAGACACUAAUAGACUUGAGUAAGAAAGCUGUGAUGGUGGCUCCAGGCCAGAGGCCAGGUGCAUGCCUUGUCCAGCCUAUGUUGCAAAAACCAGCAGGAGUGAAAAUCUCGAACCCAGAGGCUGAAGCCAAGGAUCGGAUGCUGGAUGGAAAUUUUCCUCUCAAGCGGGAGGCGGGUGAAGCACCCCAGGCUCAGGGAGACAAUACAGGGACUGCCGCUCCCUCCUCAUUGGUGAAGGACCAGCCUACUCAUCCCCAUGACUCUGAGCCAGAAAAAAGUGAAGGUCUUCCACAAGGAGUGGAGAAUCAGGACUCUGAACAGUUCUUCAGGAAGGUUCUGGGAGUCUCAGACGGUUCCUCUUUAGGAGGGAUGAAGCCCAUCUUAGAGGGUGCUAAGGGAGAACCUAAUCGCGGUGCUGUAGCACAGAGAGCUCUUCCCUCAGGGCCCCUUCCCUCUGCUGAAAUGAUGGAAGCUUUUCCUGGCCUCUCUCAGUCUCCCUUCUUUGACAUGAGAGAGAGAGGACUGUUCAGUCCAGAAGGGGGUGAGGAGAGCCCGUGGGCCACACCCUCCACCCCUGUGACACCGUCCUCCCCACCCACUCCCACAGAAGCAGAAGGUGACGGGCUGUCCUACAACCAGCGCAGCCUCCAGCGCUGGGAGAAAGACGAGGAGCUGGGAGAGAACUCAACCAUUUCACCAGUUCUUUAUGCCAACACCAAUUUCCCUUCGCUUAAACAGGACUACCCAGACUGGGCAAGUCGCUGUAAACAGAUUAUGAAGAUCUGGAGGAAGGUUUCUGCUGCUGACAAGGUUCCAUACUUGCAAAAGGCCAAAGACAACCGAGCAGCUCAGAGGAUUAACAAGGCACAGAAGCAGGCAGAGAGUCAGGUGUGUCGGCCUGUCAAGACUGAGGCGGUGCAUCCUAAAAGCGAGCGACCGACUCUCCACCUCCAGAUCCCUCCCCCCUCAGGCUCAGCGUCCGUUUCUUCCCAUCCAAGCUCUGCAGACAGCCCCUUUUCUUUUCCUCCUGACUCGGGUUCAUCCUCUGUAUUUUUCUCGGACGGCGCACUGAAGACCCCGCUAUCAGCCGAGAGCCGGACUGAUCCUCUGUCCAAACUUCCUUCUCAGUCACCCCUUCCUCACUCGCAUACAAGCACACCCUUUGCUCACAGCGUGACCAGCCCUUUACAGGCCUCUUCCUCAGGUUACCCCACUUCCGGCCCACAGGGUCCUCCUCAGGGACGGCCAGACAGCCUCAGCCUUUUUGACAUGCAACCAGGAACUCCUGGAACCCCUAGACGGGCUCAACACGUUGACCCUUACUUCAGAUCGCAGCUGCUACAGCAGCAGCAGCAACAACAACAGCAACAACAACAGGGUCAUCCUCUACAUUCACAUCAGGGACCUCAGGAGGCCUUAGGACCUUCUGGAAGUCCCCAUUCCAGAGGUCCUGGCCUCGGAGAUUCACCGUGUUUCUCCCCACUCCACAAUUCUCAGCAUGGGGACCCUUUCAGAGCCCAGCAAGGGAUGGGACGGCCAGAUUUUGGUUCAUCCUCAUCACCGUCUGCUGUGGCUUCCUCACCUGUGAAUACAGGACAGCACAGGGCUGACAUCAGUGCACCUUCUCCACGUCCCUCUGCAGGAAGACUGGAGCUUUCCUCUGGGUCUCCAUCUGGGAUGCUGGAGGCUGGGGAUGGUUUAUUCAAGGCACCAAUGACACCUCGAAUGCAUCAGGGAGAGAGCGGGCCACCUCAUCCUGGAGCUUCCCCUAACCACCCGUCUGAGAGCUACCGCCAGUCUCCCUCCCACAGUUUCUCUGAUCCUCAUUCUCACCCACAGAUUCCUCCCAGACCACAGUUAGGUGACAACUGUGGACCUCAGAGACAUGCUGUUGCACAGCAGGAGCAGGGUCACAGAGUUCCCUCUAGUCCCCAGUCCCAGGGUAGCGCCCAGUCUCCCCACACUCCAGGGGGCAUGUCCUCCGAUCCUUACGCUGCCCAGUCUCCAGCGACUCCUCGUUUCCAGUCCCCUGAUCCUUCUUCCAGGCCACCUUCACGACCUCAGUCCAGAGACCCCUUUGCUGCUAUCCACAAACCUCCUCGCCCUCCCUCUCAUUCCUCAGAUGGAACUGGAAAUUAUAAAACAUCCCCCCAUCCCAGCCAAACCCCUCCAGGCCCCACUAACAGUGGUUCUGCAGUGGAUCCCCUCUGUGGUAAACCCCCCUUUAGCCGCAGUCCCAGCACUGGAUCUUACCAGGGUCAGGUGGUAGCAGGUCAGCCUCAACAGCCACAGGCUCAGUUGGGUCAAGGGGCAGACAACCAGGGUCCCAGGGUGCCUCCUCCUUCUGAAUCCCAAGAGCUGUCUUCUGAGCUCCCUCAUCCACCGGCUGCACAAAGCACACAAGAAAUGCCCGACAUCUCCGCAGCACAGGAAGCUUCACUAGUUGGUCUUAGCCCAUCUGAACUGGAGAAAUUCAAACAGCGACAAAAACUAAGGGACUUCAUCAUGAGGCAGCAGAGGCAGAAGAAUACAAUCAAACAAGAGAAGGAGGCCGCCGCUGCUGCAGCUGCUGCUGGAAACGCAUCCCCAGGCUGGUCUGCGGGGGAAAUGGGAGCUUUUCAACAGGACAAGACCCUCAGAGCCCCGCCCCCUUAUCCACAGGACCGUGUUGCUGCUGCUGCUCCCACUGAAGCUCAGGGUUCUGUGGCUGGGAAGAUGCCUGUGGUCGGAGGAGGCAUGGAAGAUAAGCUUAUUCGCCCACCGCCUACAGGGACAGCUACUGUUAUGGAUACAAGUGGAAUAAGGCUCCCAGGGCCCAUCAGACCUCAUGGUAUGUUUGGCCGUCCACCGUUCCCUCCUCAGUGGCAACCUCAAGGUCCAGGUCCGAGAAGAUUACCUCAGCCGGGCCUUGAAGCGAUGGGCAUUAGACAGAACCUUAACCCUGGAGUUAACAUGCAAGGCGUGGAAAGCCCCCACACCAUGAUGCCAGGACAUGGAGGGGAAAACAUGCAAGCGAUGGGCCAAGGGCCCCCACCCCAGUUCAUUGAACUGAGGCACAACUCUCAAAGGGCGACCCUACGGUCACCGUUUAUGCCUAGAGGACCGCAGCCGAGACCACGUCUUUUUGUUCAACAGCCAGUUAUGGCUGGAUCCUACUUCCAGCAGCAUCCCAUAGCUCAACCUGGAGGUAUUCAAGCAGAGGGAGGUGGCACCUCACAGCUGGGGCUCCCGCAGGGCAUGGCAGUACCGGGUUUAAUGCCCACACAGUCUGCUGGACCAGUGUCCCAACAGCCCCGCUUACAGCCUCAAGCACCUUCCAACCCGAAUGUACAAAAUGCUGAGCAGCAUCGAGCUGCUCAUCAAGGAUUGGUGACGGAGCCCCAGGCAGCAGGUGUCGGGACCUGUGAGGAACUGCCAGAGCCUGACCUGGAGGGUCUAGGUGAUGCUUCUGGGGAUGGUGGUGUGGAUGAUGAAAACGAUCUGGCUCUUGACUUGGAUCCAGAUAAAGGAGACGACGACUUGGGUAACCUGGACAACCUGGAGACCAACGAUCCACAUCUGGACGACUUGUUAAACGGGGAUGAGUUUGACCUCCUGGCUUACACCGACCCUGAACUGGACCAGGGUGAUCCCAAAGACGUCUUCUCAGACCAACUGCGGCUAGUAGAAGCAGAAAGCGAGACUCCAUCUGGUGCUGGAUCUGCUCACUGUAAAGUUGAAAAUAAAGAUGAGUCGGGACAGAAGUCUUCGGCGACGGUUUCUCAGAAGGAUUCUGCUCCCUCACUUCCAGCUGCUGCAGAAAAUGCCGAUCCCUCCAAAGUCAAAGCAGAGGACAAAGUUCUGACCCCUCAGCUGCAGUCGGGACAAUCCGUGGUCAAAGAUGAAAUGAGAGAGGCUGUGUCGAUGCUUUUAGGGGGGGGCACAUCAACCGUCAAGGUGGAGCAAAAAGAAAACCAACUCAGUUCCCUACAGAUCAGCAGACUUCAGUUCUCCCUGUCUGGCCAGGGAGAUCCUUUCUCUCCAGGCGCCCCACAUGGAGACAUGGGUGAUGACCCACUGGGGCUUCCUGACGUAGGGGGACAGGACUCACCUGCGGUAGAUUUGGCAAAAGUAGAGAGCCGUUUAGAAGGCGAAUUGCCUCUUCUCAUACAGGAUCUACUGGAGCAUGAAAAGAAGGAGCAACAGAAACAGCAGCAGUUGAGUUCCCUUCAACAGGGAGGCAUCCCUCCUCAUUUCCCUGGUCUCCCCAGUCAACAUCCUAACCCCCAGGGACCUGACCAGCUGAUUCUGCAACAUCACCCACGUCCUCCGGUCCAGGGCAUGAUGGGACAGUCGGGGAUGGUGCCACGGGCUCCACACAUGAUGCAGCAACAGCAGAGGAUGAUGGGACCAGGCAUGGUGCCUCAGCCUCACAUGGCAAUGGCUCAGCAGCAAGCCCUGAUGAGGGCAGGGCAGCCGGGGAUCCACCCGGGCCUCGCUCAUCAACCACAGCCGGUUGUUAAACAAUCACCGAUGGCAAACAAUUUCUUUCCAGAUAAAGAUUUGGAUAAAUUUGCUCCUGAUGACAUCAUUGAUCCUAUUGCCAAAGCAAAGAUGGUGGCUCUGAAGGGGAUUAAAAGAGUGUUGGCACAAGAUCCGACAAUGGUUGCUCCUCCUGGGAUCAACAGGCAACAGGUUUCUCUGCUUGCCCAGCGGUUGGUCUCGGUACCUGGCGCAGAUCCUGCUCAGGUUGCACCUGGACCACCCAAGGAAGGAGAAGCAAAUCCUGCUCAAUCAAGACCUAAUCCUCCACAAUUUGCGCAAGGAAUCAUUAAUGAUGCAGACCAGCACCAGUAUGAGGAGUGGCUUCUACAUACCCAGCAACUUCUCCAGAUGCAGCUAAAGAUUUUGGAGGAACAGAUCGGAGUUCAUCGAAAGUCCCGCAAAGCCCUUUGCGCUAAGCAACGCACGGCGAAGAAAGCCGGCAGGGAGUUCGCAGAGGCUGAUGCUGAGAAACUGAAGCUGGUCACUGAAGAGCAAAGCAAAAUCCAGAAGCAGUUGGACCAGGUACGCAAGCAGCAGAAGGAGCACACCAACCUUAUUGCUGAGUACAGAAGCAAACAGCAGCAACAUCAGCAGCAGGGCUCGGGUCUUCUUAACCCAGGCCAUCCCACACAAGGGGGCGCCAUGUUUCCAAAGAUCCCUGGGCAGAUGAUGAUUGGCCAGCAGGGGGCAACAGUAAUGGGACAGCGCCCUGGCAUGAUGCCCCUACGGAUGCCCCAAGGGCAGCCCUUUAUGGGGCAGCAGCAGCAGCAGCUUCCACCUGGUCCAAGGGUUCCGGGUCCUUCUGGUGCCCCAGCUGGAUUUUUCCCCCAGGGCCCCCCAGUCCAAAGCGCAGACCCCAGGCUUAUUCAAGAAAGGCAGCUUCAGCACAGAAUGCAGAUGGCAAAGCUCCAGCAGCAACAGCAAGCCAUGAUGUGUCAGCAGCCGAUGCCGCACGCAAAUCAACAGCCCGCUUUGAUCCCUCAGUCACAGCAAGGCCUGAUGGGAGGUCAGCGUAUGGCUCAGCAUCAAGCAGGAAGUCAACAGGGAAUAAUGGCCACUCAGGCUAAUCAACAGAACAUGGUGCAAGUCCCACAAGGAAUGGUUGGAGGUCAGUUGGCAGCUCCACCACAGCAGAACCUGGUAACGGGUCAGCCUAUGAACCAGCCUCAGGGCAUGAUGGCGGCUCAGCCGGGAUUAAUGGCGAAUCAGGCAUCACAGCAGCCAAGGCCUCCGCUGAUGAUCGGCCAGCAGGGCGUGGUCGGAUCCCCCGGUCACCCUGGUCUCCGGGGACCUACGGCUCAGAUGACCCAGCAGCAGCAAACCAUUGUGGCCCAGCGUAUGCUUGCAUCUCCUCAGCAGAUGGCACAGAUGAGGCAAGCGACACCAAUGAUCAAUCAGCCCAGCCAAGACCAGGGGGCGCUUUCUCAGCCGUCCACCCCGCAGAUGGGCUCCUCGCCUUCAGCAGGAAGUAACACACCUCAGCCGCAGGGAUCUACUGACAGCCAAAAUGCAGGAGUCAAAGACGGUGGAAUCUUAAGCCCCGAAUCCAGAACUCCACCACAGCAGAGUGGAUCUUCUACUCCUAAUCAGAGCUCACAGCUUAAUAAUCCCUUGGACCAGGGGCGGCAGCAGCAGCAGAUUUACUUAACUCAGCAUCACCAUUUGAAUUCUCAGGCUGUCCACGAACAACAACCUGGGACUGUAAAUCAGCCGACCAGUGUCGCCCAGCAGCAGCAUCCAGUGGGUCUUCAGAGACAAGGCUCCCUUAGUGCUGAUAAACCCAGUUUGAUGCCUGUUAAAGAGGAGGGCAAAUCUGUUGAGUUUCUUCAACAGCAGCAACAGGUCAUUCAAAACACCCCACAGAAAUCACAGGAACCCAGCAUGCAGCAAAUGAUGGGUCAGAACAAUCCGGGGCAGGCUCAGCCCGCUGCAGGGGCUCUGAAUCCACAACAGCAAGCCCUCAUGGCCCAGCAGCAGAAGCAGCAAGCCAUGAUGGGCAUGAUGAGAGCCCAACAUCAAGGAAUGAUGGCACAGAGGCCCGGUGUUCCACCUGGACAGAUCCGCACCCCCAUUAACAUCCAAGCCAUUAUCGCCCAGAAUCCUCAGCUCCGCAAUCUACCCCAAAAUCAGCAGAUCCAACACAUUCAUGCUAUGAUCGCGCAGAGGCAGCUCCAUCAGGGGCAGCUGUUGAGGAUGUCCGUAGGCCAGGGUCAGCAAGGUCAAAUGAGGGCCCAGGGGCCACAGGUUGGGCAGCAAAUGAUGGGGAUGGAAGGCCAUCAGAUGCCUUAUGGCGGCAAAGCAGGCGCCCUAGCCAAUCAGCAACAACCAGGCAUGUUUGGCCAGCAACCUGCGAUUGCCUCUCAGGUGCAGCAAGGGAUGAUGAUCCCUGCUCAGCAGCAGCCGCCACAAACAGGAGAAAUGAUGCAGCAGCAACAGCAGCAUAUGAUGAGAGGACAUUUACAGAUGCCACGUUCCCCGAUGGAGCAGAACCGUAUGCUGAGGCCAAACUCUCCACGCCAGCCCCUCGUCAGCUCCCCUGGAGAUCCACAGCGGCAUGUCUUCAAUCAGCCCCUGCGCCCGCCCACUCCCAAUCAGACCCAACAGCAGGCAUUAAUGGCAGCUGCAGCAGGAAGAGUCCCAGGCUCCCCAUCGCAUGCAUAUUCUCCCAGAGGUCCCUUUGGGAUGAGCCCAGCCCACCCAGGCUCGCCCUACUCCUCCCAUGCCUCUUCUCCUUCUGUGGUUGAUAACAGAGCGGGCAGAGGCAGCCCUUUCAGCCAAGUCAAGUCAUCUCCGCUCAGGUCACCUGGAGCCAGGAGUCCGCUUGAUUGUCCUGGAUUGAAAGUAGAGACUCAGACAUCGAGCAGUGAACCAACACAGACAACUCCGGUGACUCCUAAUGGGCCUCAGAAAUGCAUGAACGUUCAGCAAGAGUUGAAGCAAGUUACAGAAACAUGCACGCAACCAGGGGAGCAGUGCCGGAUCCCAAUACAAAACAUUAAACAGGAACCGAGGGAGGUUCAGUGUGACGGAUCCUCAGAGGCGAAUCCAGGAGCUAUAAAGAGAGAAACAUCAGGUGAAACGGUAACGUCCGGGAACAACACAGGCUUUAUUAAUGCUGGUAACAUGCCAAGAGAUCUUGAGGGCCAAGGCCCGAGGUCUGAGACCGGACAGCAGCUGUUGCAGAAGCUGCUGAAAACCAAGAACCUUCAGCUUAAUGCUCAGAGGCCCUCUGAAGGCAUUCACAACGAGAUCAACGGUCACAUCAAUGACAAACUGGCAAUGCUGGAGCAGAAGCUCCAGGGGACGCCACGGAAUAUGGAGGAUUUGCAGUCCAUCACUAAAAGGCCUCCUGUACAGAAGCCAAAGCGCAUCAAUAAGCCACCUGGAGACAGGGGGCCCAACUCACGGAAGAAGAACAAAAAGGAGGAAGUUGGCAAAAGCACAGAGACCCUAAUAAAACAACUCAAACAGGGUUUAUCUUUGCUUCCAUUGAUGGAGCCCUCGAUCAGCGCCAGCUUGGAUCUCUUUGCUCCCUUUGGAAGUAGUCCAGCCAAUGGAAAGGACCAGCUGAAAGGAUCGUUUGGAAAUGCAGUGCUUGACAAUAUCCCAGACUACUAUUCUCAGCUACUUACUAAGAGUAACCUCAGCAAUCCCCCAACACCCCCUUCCUCGCUACCACCCACUCCACCUCCAUCGGUGCAGCACAAGCUGCUGAAUGGCGUGACUCCUGGCGACGAGCUCCCUGAGAACCAGAAGGACUCCGAAGCAGCAGAACAGCCAUUGGAUUCUGUAGCCCAGGACGUGAAGAGUGUAGACAUCCUUGCCGCCCUGCCCACGCCACCACAUAAUCAGAACGAGGAUAUCAGGAUGGAAAGUGAUGAUGAAGAUACUCCAGAAACCAUCAUCCCUGCAUCAUCACCCGAGAGUAACCUAGGAGACGUAAAUCCUCGUUUUCCUCACUUGCUGGAGCCCAAGGAGGAGGAGACGGAGAGGGCAAUAUCCCCCAUCAUACCCCUCAUACCUCGCACCGCCAUUCCAGCAUUCCCGGAAAACAAACCAUUCGAGGCGUCUGAUGGGAAGACUGUUUGCAUGCCCAACCACUGGGACAAGACCAAAAGCAAUGAGGUGUCUGUUACCUUGACGAUGUCUUCUGCUGCAGCCAAGAAGCUAAAUCAUGUAAUGAUGGCGAUGGCUCAGCUGCUGCACAUUAAAAUGCCAGGAACCUACGAGGUCACGUACUCUCCCCAAAACCCUGAGCUGCCUGGAGUGGACGGGCCUGAGAAAGGACCUGGUCACUCAGGGGCGCUUUGCACAAAGGAUGGCACCUCCCUCAGUCAGGAAGAUUGGCUGAGGCAGUUUGAUGUUUCUCUCCCUGGCUGCACCCUGAAGAAACAAGUGGACAUUUUGUCCCUUAUUAAGCAGGAAUUCCAAGAGACGGAGGACAAACCUCCACAGCACUGUUAUACAACCAAUGUCAGUGAUCUGGACGUACGCCAUCUCCCUGUUAUACCAGUGGAGGAAUCCCCACCUCCUUCACCAUCUCCUCCUCAGCCUCCUCCAGCUUUGCCAGUCCCUACUAAUGAGGCUGAAUCCCCUAAAAAAUCUGCAUCUCCAACUCCUCCUUCCAGCAGUCCUGUGGAUGUUCCUACCAAGACAGAGUCUGAUCAGGAUGUAGGUUCAACGCCCGAUGUUCCACAAUCAGCUAAUGUUGCAGAAGCUGAAGUUCCUGCUUCGGUGUUGAAUAGUGAACCAACCUCAGAGCCGUCUGAUCCCAUGGAGUCGGCUGAAGUUCACAAAAGUCCUGCUGUCAAGGAGGAGGAGAACUGUGUGAUGGAGUCUAAAGAUUCUCCCAGCCUCAUAGGUUCUUCUCCUAAAGCUAUGAAGCAACGCAGGCCUCUCUCUCCCGAUGAGGAGGUGGCGCACUCCAAAGUAAAAAAAUGGAAGGGCAUUCGCUGGAAGCGUCUUCAGAUUGUCAUCACUAUACGAAAGGGCGGCUCCAAGAAGGAGACCAGCCGGGAGGUGUCGGAGCUGAUGGACCGCCUGCGCAUCACCCUUCGCCCUGAAAAGCUGCCUCGGGACAAACGCAAAUGCUGCUUCUGCCAUGAGGAAGGCGACGGCGCCACAGAUGGGCCUGGGCGGUUGCUCAACAUAGAUGUAGACCUGUGGGUGCACCUCAACUGUGCCCUGUGGUCCACGGAGGUGUAUGAGACCCAGGGGGGCGCCCUGAUCAACGUGGAGGUAGCCCUGCGUCGUGGGCUGCGGACUCUUUGUGCGUACUGCCAGAAGACUGGUGCCACCAACAGCUGCAACAGACUGCGUUGCCCUAACGUCUACCAUUUUGCCUGCGCCAUCAGAGCGCGCUGCAUGUUCUUCAAGGACAAGACCAUGCUGUGCACCCAGCACAAGCUGAAGGGCCCCAGUGAGGACGAACUCAGCACCUUUGCCGUUCUGCGGCGUGUUUACAUCGAGAGAGACGAGGUGAAGCAGAUCGCCAGCAUACUUCAGCGAAGCGACCGCAUCCACCUGUUUCGUGUUGGUGGGCUUAUCUUCCACGCGAUUGGCCAGCUGCUGCCCUCACAAAUGGCAAACUUCCACUCCCCCACCGCCAUCUUUCCCGUCGGGUAUGAGGCCACGCGCAUCUACUGGAGCACUCGUGUGCCUAACAAGCGAUGCCGCUACCGCUGUCGCAUCAGCGAGGACGACGGCCGGCCGCUGUUUGAGGUGCGGGUUCUGGAGCACGGCUUGGAGGAUUUGCACUAUCGUGACACUACUGCAGAGGGAAUCUGGGAACGCAUCGUCCAGCAGGUCGCUAAACUCCGAGAUGAUUCGUCCAUGUUGAAGCUGUUCACCGAACAUGUGAAGGGGGAGGAGAUGUACGGACUCACUGUCCACGCCGUCAUGCGAAUCACUGAGUCGCUGCCUGGAGUUGAAAGCUGCCAGAACUACCAGUUCCGAUACGGCCGGCACCCUCUAAUGGAGCUCCCACUCAUGAUAAAUCCCACAGGCUGCGCUCGCUCUGAGCCCAAAGUUUCCACACAGUGCAAAAGGCCUCAUACUCUCAAUAGCACCAGCGUUUCCAAGGCCUAUCAGAGCACCUUCACUGGGGAGCUCAACACACCCUACAGCAAGCAGUUUGUUCACUCCAAGUCCUCCCAGUAUCGGCGCCUGAAGACUGAGUGGAAGAACAACGUGUAUCUGGCGAGAUCUCGCAUCCAGGGAUUGGGGCUGUAUGCGGCGAAGGAUCUGGAGAAGCACACCAUGGUCAUCGAGUACAUCGGGACGGUAAUUCGCAACGAGGUGGCCAACCGCCGAGAGAAGAUCUACGAGUCUCAGAACCGGGGGAUUUACAUGUUCCGGAUCAACAACGAGCAGGUGAUCGAUGCUACUCUUACAGGCGGCCCGGCUCGCUAUGUGAACCAUUCCUGUGCCCCAAACUGUGUUGCUGAGGUUGUGACAUUUGACAAAGAAGAUAAAAUCAUCAUCAUUUCCAGCCGCAGGAUCCCAAAAGGAGAGGAGCUGACCUACGAUUACCAGUUUGAUUUUGAGGACGAUCAGCAUAAGAUCCCCUGCCAUUGUGGAGCCUGGAAUUGCCGAAAGUGGAUGAACUAGCCAGGAGAAAGCGAAACGGAGACUGCUACCACAACACUCCUGCGCCAAAGCUUUGAAUCCUACAUCGCCAGUGCAUAAGCUGUCCUGAAAGACACGGAGGAAGUCUAUCCUCCGCUAUUAAACGAUAUAAGUGUUGACAUCUUGUAGCCAAAGGUCUGAAGAGCAUUAAUCAUUAAAAAAACAAACAACCAAUCACUUUACAAAAAAACAGUUUGAUGGAAAGGGGGGGUCUAACUCUGAUGUCUGGACUGCUGACCCACCUUUUCUUUCACCCUUCUACCCUCAAUAAGCUCGCAGCGGCUGGAAAACAAUCCUGACCCCCACCGACAUCUUUAGACUGGAGCUCAAGCCGAGCUUCGACAAGAAGCCAUGUUCAAAUACUAAGCGUUAACUAAAGGAUGCAUUUUCAUGUUCGUAGUCGGACCUAUCUCCACACCUUUCCCAGGAAUCAGCACUUUCCCCCUAAAAACACAGAUAUUGGCUCGCAAGACAAUCUUGAAGUAAGAACUGUACACGAUCGCUAGAAGAAGAAAAUAAAAAAGAUGCUGUUUAUCUGCGGCUCCAAGUGGCCCAAGGUGGGUUGGUUCGACACAGUCUACCUCACUGAUUUAGCGGGAAAUGACUGCUUUGUGUAAAAAAAAAAAAAGAAAAACAGAAAAAAAUAACUGUUAGCGGCUACUGUGGAUUUACUGUGGGGGGAGGGGGGUGUUUUUAACGGGGCUUAGCCCUCUCGGACAAGCAGGGAAUCUAAAAGCAGCAGGUUUGCUCUAUCUACUCUAUGCUGAUGUUGAUUUACAAUAAGGAGCCGACGCUGUUUUAAACAUGGAUUAUUUAUACAGAGGAGUUUAUCAGUUUUGAUAAGAGAUUACAUCGAAAGCUUAAAGGGUGUCAUCGUCGCCACCAACCCAUCUUUGUUUUUCUUUUUUUUUCUAAAUGCAUCUCAAAAUCAUGCUGUUAGCUUCGUCAAGCACAAUAACAUCCACCUUUUUGACUUGUUAAAUGAUGUAAAUGAACUGUUAAAUACAUACUGGAUCCAUAUUAACCAAGUAGAACCUUUCAGAUUUGUUUGUUUUCAUGUUGAAGCUCCGGUUGUUUUAAAGGAAGCUGGUGGAUGCAUGACUACUGUCCCAUUUCAGUGCUUUUAAUCCCCUACAAUAACAAUCGUUUUGCACCUCAACCUUAAUGAAAACGAACCUUUGAAUCAUGUCUCUUCCUCUCUUUGGUGUUUAAUGGACUGUUGUCUUUUUUUUAAUUUUUAUUUACUGUAAGUAAGUCUUCCUCUGCCCGAGUACAGCCUGCAGUGUUCCCCUUGCUAUAGUGUGAAUACUUCUAACCUCCUCCCAGUGCUGGUACUGUCUUAUAAGGCUGAACUGGUGGCAGGGAAAGACUUAUUGGAAAAAGGGCAUUUGCUUUCAUUUCUUUUUCUUAAAAUAAGAUUUUUUAAAAAGUCUUUAAAGGGAGCUUUACUAAAACUCCACCUUCCUAUAUGACUUUGAUCCCUCUUUUCUCCCCCAACCUAAGACCUCAUGAUUUUAAAAAAAUAAAAUGCAAAAGUUGUACAAACUGUAUAUAUCGUAUAUGCAUUAGGGGGUAGAGUGACUCUUUAUCCAGCCCCUUUGUAAUCAAUAAAAGCGAAAGUGCUGAAAAUGAUAAAAAAAAAAUACAUUAAAAA